UCUUGGAGCAACAAGUCUGCUGUUGAAGGGUCUUGGAGGAUCGACUUCUGUAAGGUCCAGAUCCCUCCUUCUGUGUUUCCUUUUUCCUGGCAGCCAGAACCUCAAGGUGGGUUUUGGGGAAAGAAAUGCUUUUUUCUAUGGAGGGGAGGUCCCCGCUAGAUUCUUCCAAGUUAUUAUAUAGGGUGACCACGUGGUCCCUGUCUAAAAAUUCUCCCUUCAACUGCUCUGAUGACAGGCAAAUUGAAGGUCCCUGUGGGAAGUCACUUAACACCACGGGAAAGUCACUCUGAGAAAAGAGGGUGAUCAUUUUGCUUUUUUUUUUUUUUACUACAACAGACAGGGUCUCUCCUGUUUCCUUAACUUCCUUCUAGUGUGUCACUAAGAUAUUCAGUGGGACAGACUUAGUCUGUUCCAUAUCAAAAGAUAUCAUCAGUCCAAGUCCAAGAACACAGAAGGAGAUAACCAACAAAUAUAGAAACCAACCCUCCAAGACUUCAGGAAGUGAAUUAGAGUGUGACUUGGCCAGAAUUGGCCACCUGUUAUACUCGAAGUCUCAGAAAGGAGGAGAGUUCUCCUGACUCACUCUGGGGAGUCUGAAGCAUCUUCCAGACCUCCCACAGUCACAACAUUGUGUCACAUCUGCCAGCCAUUAAUUGUCCUGUUCAGUAGCCAUCUUGGCUAUCUCCCUUGUUCUGGAGCCAAAGUGAAAGUAAAAGAACAAAUUACUUUCUACAUUACAGACACUCGACUUGAGCUGGAGCCUGGCCCUCUUACCCAGUGGUCUCGAGUGCCCACUCAGGGGUCUCAGAUUGCAGACAUGCUCCCAAAUGUAAAGCACCAGAGGGUCUUUACCUGCUGGGAGACACCAAGUGAGACAAUGAGACUCAGAUUAAUGCAAAAGCAAGAGGUUUCUUUUUCCAGUGUGCCUGGAUCAACCUUCAGCAGUCUCUCAAGCAAGAGAAACAUGUUUCCAACAUGGAAACAGGUUUGUGAAACCUUUAUAGUAACAGGACAAAGGAAGUCAAAUCAAAAUACUCUAAAAAUAUGUUGGGGGGAAACAUUAGGUCAACAGUAGAGGUAGGCAAAAGGUGGAACCUUGUGUUGCUAGGCCUCAGAGGUGAUCUGACAUUGUUUGAAGUUUUUGGUUAGUUGACAAGGUAGGACUAUGUUUGAUCAUCGAAAAUGAUUUACCUAUGGGUUCCAAAUCUAAGGUCAGGCACAUAAGAGGCCAAUAAGUUGCUCUAAAGGUGGCUAACAAUGACCCAAGAUAAUUUAGCUCUGGAUUUAAAACAUUCCAAAAUCUCAGCAGUUUCUAAAGUUCAGAUCAAUUAGUUUGUCUUGCAGGUCAAUGGAAGGCAGACUUUGUUAAGGGAACUUUUAAAGGUCCUUUAGCCUAUACAGCCUGGCCCCUCUGAGGUGAAUCAGCUUUGUCACAUUAACUGUUGAGAGCAGGUCUCUGUCAGGAAUGUCCACUGGGCCUCUGAGGAGAUCAAAGGAUCAAGGGAAUGCUGGCCAUGGUGGGAACUGUGGGGGCAAAGGCCUGGAGACCGCUCUGGUAGGCACUUGUGAGGGCAAGUUUAUAUGCCUACAGAGGCAAGGGUGAAGAGACAAAACAGUCUUCAGAUAGUAUCCUGGCCUCUGAUGCAGAUCCAGGAUUCAGGUUUUUAGUACAUAAUGCUCUGAUCUGAUCCCUGGACAAUGUCACUUGUCACCAUAUAUGCUGAAGCAUCCUGGUCAAUUUGUGGCAUUCUGUAAAUGACUUUGUGCAGGAUAACGGCCUGUAGCAAUGCUUGUGGAAAGAAGAACAAUUUGGUAGAACCACUUACUGCCUCCAUGACAAAAUUCAUGGGCAAGGGCCAACCUACCCUUGUGACCUCCUAAUUCAAUAUAGCAAUAUGUCACAUAGCAAUUUGACAUGUGGGAGUGGGAUGGGUAAGAAUGGAAGCAGGACAGGUCACAGAGAGACCUCAAGGUUUUGGCUCCCAGUGAAAUAGGGAAGGACAAGCAAAGGAGUGACCUGUGUGUUGUGAGGGUCACCUGGGCUGCUGCAGUGAAGCCAAGGUUGAUGUGGAGUGACCAGCAAACCAACUUGUUAUUUCUCUCUUCCCAGCAGAUGAUGUUGAUGAGUAGAUGGUGGUAAGGGAGGCAGAGAGAAGUCAGUUGGUCAGAAUGGGAGUCAGCAGGAUGGAGGUGAACAAACAGCCUCAGGCGACCAUGCUUCAGGGCUAAGCAGCUUGAAGUCACGUGCCAACAAGCUGAGCUCUGCAUGGGGCAAGUGAAGACUAUCCUUGGUGUUAUGAAAUAUAAAAUAUAAAUUGUAGUAUAACAUGGCAGGAGUAAUACCUAGAGGGGUGGUGCCGUUGGUGUUCCCCUGAGGAAUCAUGCCAUGUGACAGGCCUAGUAUAAAGAUUUAUUGUGGAGAUGGGAUCAGGAACCUGGAAAGGGGUUGUGACAGAGAAAGGAAGGAACAGAGGACGGAGAGAGAGGGGGGGGAGAGAGAGAGAGAGAGAGAGAGAGAGAGAGAGAGAGAGAGAGAGAGAGAGAGAGAGAGAGAGAGAGAACAAGUGAGGCUGGCUGGGAACAUGAGGGAACUGAAAAAGAGGUUGGAAGAAGGGGUGCUGGGGCAAUGAGCAGUCUUUUUUAUACAGUGCUGGGCAGCCAUGCACCUGGCUUAUGCACCUGGCUCACACACCUGGCUCACGAACCUGGUGGGGCGAUGAUAAGCUGUUGCUGGGUAGCUGUUGGGCAGAAUUGCCUGUAAGCUAAUAUUUGGGUUUCCAGGUGGACAUGGGACAGGAGCUGGGGAGGGAUGGUGAACUGCAGACUCAAACCAGGGACUACUAGUACGUAAUAAGAAGAGCACACUUUGGAGAGUGUUGGGUCACUCAGGCUGGCUCCUGACUGCCUCCCCAACAGCUUUCCUGAUUACAGGAUCUUGCAAUCUCCAGUUGCUCUGUUUCCUGUCCCUUAGCUGGGUAGGGCUGGAUGGGAUAAGGGCUAAGUUUCUCAGGAGCAGCCAUGCAUGUCUCUUCCUCUCUCUGAGGCACAAAGAUGGUUGACCUCAAUGACCCUUGUAGCCUUCCCCAUUACUGUAGGUCUAGGGAGUGGCAAGCAAAGCCUGGUACUGUAACUUUAAGUGGGAGAACCCAUUACCAUGAGUUCACUACCACUGGGGCAUACAAAAGGAAAUAAGGCUAGGUUGUGGGAAAGUACCACAGUACCUCUAACUGCUGACAAUGUGCAAACUUCUGCCAUGAGAACAGGAACACACAAGCUGUCCCUGCAACAAAUAUGGCCCAGAUGCAGACACUGGUCCUGUUUUCAACAUUACUGAUCCUCUGUGUCUCAGCAGCGAGCCCUGAAGUGUGGGUGCAAGUCCAGAUGGAGGCCACCAACCUCUCAUUCUUCUCAGUUCACUGUGGGGUUUUAGGAUGUAACCACAUCUCCCUGGUAACAGUGAGCUGGAAAGGAUUUGUUGAUGCUAGAGAGACCAAACUAGCUGUUUUACAUCCAGAAUUUGGCACCCAGCAGUGGGCUCCUGCCAGCCAGGCCCACUGGGAAACCCCAAUUAGCAUCUCUGUCACUCUGACCCUGGAACAAUCCAAAGCAAGAAGCUCCCUAGCCAACACUACAUUCUGCUGCGAGUUUGUUACCUUCCCUCAUGGUUCCAGGGUGGCCUGUAGAGACCUCCAUAGCUCAGAUCCAGGUGUGUCUGGGGAGAGGAGGGAGAUAGGGAGGACCUUAACACUGGCUGCCCAUCUGACACUUUUCUCUGUGUCUAGGACUCUCUGCCCUGACUCCAGCCCCCAGUCUUCAGGCAGAUCUGGCAGGGAUCUUGGGAACCUCAGGGUUUUUCCUGUUUGGUUUCAUCUUUAUACUAUGUCUCCGGUGGUGGCAGAGGCAUCGGUGUUCCAGAAAAUCUCAGUUGUCCCUCAGCAGAACCCAGGCACAGAUGGAGACUCCAGUAGGCUUGAAGGAUGGUGUCUGUAGCAGGAUACCAGGGACUUGGGGUCUCAUCUGACUCUCCAUCCCCCACAGCCCACCAAAACCAUCCCUGGCCACUGGCCACUCUCCACCACCCCAAUCCCUUCCCCUAAAACCCCACCAUCCUGUUCAGCAGCUCUGUAUGAGGCUGUAGUCCAUUCUGAUCAACACCUGCCCCAGUGCAUAUCACUCCCCACUAGUGACUCAGUCAGCCCCCAUGCCCGUUUCCUCAGCUUCCCCAUUUGGCCUCUAUACAGGGCAGCUUCAUCUUCGUUGAUAAUGGACUGUAUACUCUGGCAUGAGUGAAACUUCCCCACAUUCUUCCCAACUUCCACCAACUGUCUGGAGCACAGUACCCUUUGGGACAUGUACCUACUGGUGUCUUCAUGCUGGCCACCAGGCCUCUCCAUGGACCUUGCUCUACUCUUAGGCCUCUGAUAAGUGCCAGGAUGUGGUUAGCAUGUGGGCAUGUACGGACACAGGUGUGAGUGGAAGAGUAUGACAAAGGCCCGGUUACAUCCUGUUUUGCACACAUUUCCAACCAUUCAGAUGGUGUCUUUAAUCAUGCCAUUAAAGUGGUCUUUUUGUUUUGGACGUUA
This is a messenger RNA of Rattus norvegicus (Norway rat), 4583 nucleotides long. RefSeq names its product PVR related immunoglobulin domain containing (gene Pvrig). Gene Ontology annotation, biological process: negative regulation of T cell receptor signaling pathway. Gene Ontology annotation, molecular function: signaling receptor activity. NCBI's taxonomy places the organism in Eukaryota, Metazoa, Chordata, Mammalia, Rodentia, Muridae. The record is from RefSeq and is a predicted model, not a curated record.